Indicator indicator is the source of this 1048-nucleotide messenger RNA. It is a transcript of the gene APOA1, whose product is annotated as apolipoprotein A1. Lineage: Eukaryota; Metazoa; Chordata; Aves; Piciformes; Indicatoridae. Bases 47 to 841 code for a protein of 264 amino acids. Gene Ontology annotation, cellular component: extracellular region. Gene Ontology annotation, molecular function: lipid binding; high-density lipoprotein particle receptor binding. The record is from RefSeq and is a predicted model, not a curated record. Gene Ontology annotation, biological process: lipid transport; lipoprotein metabolic process. The transcript has 4 exons.
AACCGGCAGCACGGCAGCGGCAGGAGAGAGCUGGUUCAGCGUCAAGAUGAGAGCCGUGGUGGUGGUCUUCGCCCUGCUCUGCCUGACAGGCACCCAGUCGCGCUCCUUGUGGCAGCAGGAUGACCCUCAGGCGCCCCUGGACCGCAUCAAAGACUUGCUGGAGGUAUACCUGGAGACUGUGAAGGCCGGUGGCAAGGAUGCCAUUGCCCAGUUCGAGUCCUCUGCCGUGGGCAAACAGCUGGACCUGAAGCUGACUGACAACCUGGACACUCUGGGUGCGGCCGCUACCAAGCUGCGGGAGGACAUGGCCCCAUACUACAAGGAGGUGAGGGAGAUGUGGCUGAAGGACACAGAAGCUCUGCGCCAGGAGCUGAGCAAGGACCUGGAGGAGGUGAAGGAGAAGAUCCGUCCUUUCCUGGACCAGUUCUCCGACAAGUGGACGGAGGAGCUGGAGCAGUACCGCCAGCGCCUGGCCCCCGUGGCCCAGGAGCUGAAGGAGCUCACCAAGCAGAAGGUGCAGCUGAUGCAGGAGAAGCUGACCCCGGUGGCCGAGGAGGCUCGGGACCGCCUGCGCGGCCACGUAGAGGAGCUGCGCAAGAACCUGGCCCCCUACAGCGAUGAGCUGCGGCAGAAGCUGAGCCAGAAGCUGGAGGAGAUCCGCGAGAAGGGCAUCCCCCAGGCCGCCGAGUACCAGGCCAAGGUGGUGGAGCACCUGAGCAACCUGCGUGAGAAGGUGUCCCCCCUCCUGCAGGAGUUCAAGGAGCGCCUCACCCCCUAUGCCGACAACCUCAAGGCUCGCUUCAUCUCCCUGCUGGAGGAGCUCCAGAAGAGCGUGGCCUGAGCCGCCGCGGCUAGGGACUGACCCCGGCCCCACUCCUGCAGCUGCCCCGGGGCCGCUUCCUGCCCUGCCCGGGGUGCUUCCCCCCGGGGGGGCUCUGGGGACGGGCUGCAGAACAUCCUCCCUGAGGACCUCCCCUCCUCUCCCACUGCCUCCCCUCGCUGAAGUGGCGUCGCUCUCAGCUUUGCCUCUUUCCUUUUGUCAAAUAAA